Molecule: messenger RNA, 6788 nt
Organism: Heterotrigona itama
Lineage: Eukaryota; Metazoa; Arthropoda; Insecta; Hymenoptera; Apidae
Source: the annotation of a GenBank genome assembly
GUUCAGUUUAGUUCGAACUUGCGCCGGGUUGAAGUGUGUAACGAAUGUUGUUUAUUAUAUAAAUUUGUUUACAAACAUUAUUUUAAUUUAUAAUCUUCUAAUAUUUUCAAACAAAUGGCAGAACAAUUAAUGAAUGAAUUAGAAAAAGCUGCGCAAAUAAUUUUGGCACCACCAAAUUUAGUUACAACAGAACAACGUCAUUCUGCAGAAGAAGUUUUUUUAAAUUUUCGAAAACUUAAAUCUCCUUAUGAACUCUGUAGUCAAAUUUUAGAGACUAAUACAAAUGAUUAUAUUGUUUUUGAAGCAGUUGGCUUAAUAAAAAUAGCAUUAAUACGGGAAUGGCCAUCAUUAUCACAAAUAGAUAUUUCUUCAUUAAGAGAUUAUCUGUUACGUUAUGUUAUAAACAAACCAAACUUACCUCCAUAUGUCAAAGGAUGUAUAUUGCAAGUUAUUGCAAUUAUAAUAAAAAGAGGUAGUGUAAAUGACUCUGGACAGGCUCGACAAACCAUAUUAGGAGAAGUUGAAAAUUUAAUAAUGACUGGUGAUUUACCAAGAAAACUUCUGGGAUGUAAUCUUAUUUCUGCAAUAAUGCAAGAAUAUGUAAUCAAUUCUAAGUCUACAAAUAUAGGUUUAACAUGGGAAACACAUUUCAAUGAAAAGAAGAUAUUUCAAAAUAUUGAUUUGAAAAGAAUUUUUAAAUUUUGUAUUGGAAUAAUUGAAGAAUUAAUUAAAAAAGAUUUACAGGAAAAUAGCAUAACUUUUCUGAAACAAUUACUCCCAAUUUUAGAAAAUAUAUUUACAUGGACAUUUGUUUACGUAAAACAUACAAAAGAUGUAUUGGAAGAUGUUCGGGAAUCGAUAAACUGUGUACCUUUGGAAUUGGAUAAAGAUUGGGAAGAUAUAAUGUUAGUCCCAUCUAUAUUAGAUUUAAUGUUUACAUUGUACUGGAAAAUACGAGAAAAUCCACACUUAGCUCAUCAUAUAAGAACAUGUUUAGUUCAAAUGGUAAAUUUGAGUGGAACAAAAACGCAAUCUGAAGAAAUGGAGAUGCAAUACUUCACUAAUUAUAUAGAAAGAUUUUUAAAAUUAAUUACAAGCGUUAAUAUUAUUGACGAAGAGGCAAGCGGAAUUGCUAAUAUCAUUAAGAAACUUUUUACAUCUUUUCAAAAAAAAUUUUACUCUUUAUCUGCUGAUGUAAUGAAAACAUUUUUGGAACAAAUGUCGCGGUUGACUUGCAUGUUUUUAAAAAAUGCAGCACAAGAAGAAUCAUUAAGCAUAGGCGAAUGUUUAUAUACAGAAGCUCUAGAUGCUUUAUUUGAUGCGUGGUUGUAUAUUUUAUCUGAAAAAGAUUUAUUCUCUCAGGAAUUUCUUAAGCAAACUUUUGUUCAAAUAUUUAGCAUAUAUUUACAAUGUCACUUAUCACCCCCAGAAGGCAUAAGAAAUAUUGAAGAUAAAGAUCUUGAAAAGGAAGAACUGGACAAUGAAAAUGCUGAUAAAGAUAAAUUCAAAGAACAUUUACAAAUAAUUGGAAUUUUUGGUAGACAAAUACCAAAUUAUACCCUUCCAUUAUUGGCACAAUUGAUCGAAGAUCGUACUUUUAAAUUACGUGAAAACUUCAAUAAAUUAUUAGAACAAAUUGAAUCACUUCAUACAAUGAAAAAUGAUUCUCUAUCUAGAUUAUAUGAAGACAUACAUUGGCUAGUUCUUAUGAUAGGAAAUAUACUUUGCAUGGAAUCUGAUGGUGAACUUGCUUUAAUACCUACUGAAAUAAUGAGAUAUGAUAUGGAACAGGUGCAACAAGGAAAAGUUGAUAUGAAUUUUACAUUACAAUUUUUAGCUUCAUCAGAAAAUAUUUCAUCUUCCAUUGAUAUUGCCACAGAAUCAGUAGAUCAUGUCAUUCGGUUAGUUGCAAGUAUUUUUCGUUUAUGUGUCAUAGAAAAAGCUGCAAUGUCUGUUCUAUUAGAUAAUAUACUAAGCCCUGAAUUAAGUUGCACCAUAAUUUGGUUUCUACACAAAUGGUCUUCACAUUAUCUUUUAUCAAUAGAAUAUCAUUAUUCUGAGAUAUCUCUUACAUUUUUACAUACUUUCGGAGAAAAUACUGCAGGUGCAGUAUGGGCUAUAAAUUUUCUCUUAGAAAAAAUAGAAUUCAAUAUUAAUGCCUUCAAAAGUGAGCCUGCAGUAAUGGAAGAAACUAUUAAGUUAUUAAUAUCACUUGUUAGUAGAACAAAAAAAGCUGAUUAUGUAUUAAAAUCUGAACGCUUUGGAAACAUCAUCAAUUUGGCCAUAAAAGGACAACAUGACUUUCCGCUAGUAGUUAAAAAAGGAUUAAUGCAAGCAGUGGUCCAAGUUGCAAUUACUGUACAAAAUAAGAUAGAUCAAUCAUAUUGGACACAGACUUUGCAACCUUUGUUAGACAAAUUUAAACAAAUUACUUCAAACGAUAAAUUUUUGCAAUGUUACCAUCAAGAGGAAAUUAAAAUUCAAGUUAUAGAUGUUUUAGAAUGUUUUAUUGGAGUGGCACAAGGCGCACGAGGAUCGGAAAUAGGAUUACUAUAUCAGUACAUUCAACCGGUAUUACGCGAGCUACCAAAUUUAAUAUCUUUAUACCAUAAUUAUCAAGAUAUAGUACAAUUAAUCUUAGAGUUACUUUUUGAAUGUACAAAUGGACCAGAACCAACUGAUACUGCACAGAUAUCUGAGAUAUAUUUAAGUGCAAUACGAAAUUAUACGCGUUGUAAUACUAAUAGACUGACUAUAGAUUCAACUGCAGAAGAAGACAAUUAUCAAGAUAUUUUGUUACUGAUGAAACUUUUAACUAAUCUUUUAUGCGAGAAUAUAUUGCAAGAUAAAACAGUGUUUUUACAUGGUUUAACCAUAAUUAUGCCUAUGAUGACUACGGAUUUAUUAAAAUUUCCAUGUUUAUGUUUACAUUAUUUUCAAAUGAUAAUGUCUCUUUGUAAAGUUGGUUCCCAAAAAGUACUCAAUUUGUCGUCUGAAUUACUACGACCACUUUUAGCAUCGAUAGAGUUAGGUUUAUUCUCGUUUGGUCAUGAAGUAUCUAUGUUAUGUUGUAACAUAAUUGAAAUUUUAACAAGACGAAUUUUUCAAAAUAUUCAAGACGGCCGUCCAAGAAGUCAAAUAAUGGCACCGUUUUUAAAUUUACUAAUUACUGUUAUUUUAACACAUCAAGUUGAUUCAAAUUUUAUAUCAAAUGUGUGCAUAUCUCUUUAUUAUUUAAUACGCUGUUAUCCAGAUGAAUAUGACCAGAUUGUACAAAAUAUUUUAUCCAGUCAGUCGGAUCAACAAGUUGUACAAAGAUUAGCUGAUGCUUUUACAAAGUUGAAAAACAAAUUUAAUCCAAAUGAAAAUAUAAAUUUUCAUUGGAAAGACGUUUAUACAGAUAAGAAAAGAUUUAGAAAUUAUUUUGAUGAAUUUAUUUCUAAUGUACAGGGUUUUUUAAUGAUUAAAUAAAAUUAAUUGAACAUUUUAUUUAUUUUCCCUGAUUCCUAUCACAGGAAAGGAAAAGCAAAUUUUUAAUGUUAAAUUCAAUACAGGGAUACGUCAUAAAAGAUGUUCUUUAAGCAUGUAAGCUUUUUAUUGACCGAUUUAUUACACGUUACCACUUACAGUGAGUCUAGCGAAAAUCGAAUAAUUAUAAUAAUAAUAAAUACAAGUUACAGCAUCGAUGCAUGUUUUCUUUCCAUAGCAAACGAUCAAAAAUGAAAACGUUUCUGCAUUAGAGUUUUUAGUUACCUUACAAACAAGUACAUGAACUUACAUACUUGGUACAGGUCAAAUCAUCGUUAGCCUCUUUUUGUAUGUCUACAGAUGAUUUUCGACAUUUGACAAAAUGCUUGUGUUAAUAUUAAAUUUAUUUAUAUAUUUAUAUAAUAUACUUUAUCUAUAUAUAAGGUAUAUAUAUAUAUAUAAGCAAACAUGUCCUUUCGCGCUAUCUCUUUCGCACUCAUUCUCGCGCACACGCGUUUCUUCAUUCUCUCCCUUUUAAUUCCUCUCUUUCUCUCGUUCUCGUUUCUCCUUAAUUCCGUAUUUUGACUUCUAAUAACAACAAUGAUUAUUAAUUUUAUCGAUAGCGUUCCUGCAUUUUUGUUCAUAACGCUCGUAUCAUUUUUUUCUCCAUUCACUUGCAUGUCCUAUUUUCUUUUAUUUUUUUUUUGUUUUUUUUUCUUUUUUUUUUUUAAUUCGGCUCCUCCAUGCUUAAUAUUCAAUUUCUUUUUUUUCUUCGUGUAGUAAUAAACUGUGUCUUUAACCCCCUGAAGCAAUACUUUUCUUUUUACUUAAUUUUACUUACAUGCACAAUUGUUUGUUAUAUAUAGUAUAACAAAUAAAUUAUUCAUAAAUAACAUGAUUAAAAUAUAAAUGCUACAUAUCGUAAUAUUCAUAAAUAUAUUAUGCAUAUAUGUAAGUAUUAUGUCCUUGUACAGUUCAUAAAUAUUUUCUUAUAUAUUAAAAAAAAAGAGUGAAUAUCUUAAUUAUACACGGAUUAAUUUUUUUGUUAUGUAAAAGCGCAUUUCAUAAAUCUUUCGUAAAUUUUAAUCCUAGAUCUGUUAAAGUACAAUUAUUCUGUAGAUAUACAAUGAAUAUCUUAGAAAAAGCAAUGCAGAAAGAGUACACUUCUUGCAUCCUUCAGUUCAGAUUUUUAAUGUUCUUGCUUUCAAGAAUUAAUGUUAUGAAUAUUAUAUUUCUUAUAUGUAUUUUUUAUAUUUGUUACAUGGAUUUUAUCAUUCCCAUUUUAAAUAAGUAUUGGAAUCUCUUUGAUAUAUUAUUAGAGAUAAACAACAAUAUAAUACUGAACAUUAUUUUCUGAUAAAAAAAAAGGAUAUGAUUAAAAAAAUAUUGCACAAUGUUUUCCAUAGAUUUUGAAGGAUGAAAGAUCAUUUAAUUUUUAAAAUUAACCAAAAUUGUACUCCUUUUAUUACAAUAGGAAAAAUUAAAUAUGGACUCAUUUUGAGGAUAUUAUGAAACACAACAAAUCAAAUAAUUAAAUUUUAUCACGGUGGUAUUGUCCAUUAACUCGUUUAUUUUAUCAUAUUAUACUUUAUCUAAUUGGAAUUUUUUUCAAUAAAUAAACAAUCAAAAUCCCCAAUAAAUAUAUAUUUAUAUUUUAAGCUAUUUUAUAACUAUUUACGCAAAAAUUGUUAAUUGUAAAAUAUAUAUAUUGUAUACUUGGUAAUAUUAACUAAAUGCAUUUACAAUUUUAUUAAAUUCCAUUACUUUAAAAUAACUUUACUAAAAUAACUUAAAUUGUGGACUGUAAUUACACUAUGUGGUUGCAAAAAUAUAACAUAAAUUAAAAUAAAUAAUAUACAAUAUAAAUAGGUAAUAAAUAAUAAUAAUAUAUAUAUAAAUAUAUAAUAAAUAAUAAAAUUUAUGUAUACAAAGAAGAAAAUGACUACUGUUGACAUCAUCGGUUCAUUUCAUCUAAAUUUUUGCUUCAAAGGGUUAAAAGCGCCGAAUGCGUAUAUAACUUAUUAAAGUACGAUUUCUUGUUCUUCAUCGACACGUAUAUCGUCGUUAACAAAAUAAAACUAUCAGACUCUACAACAGUUAGUAAGCAAAAACGGUAACAGGAGCGGGACUCACUUUUGUGUAGACCACCGCGUACAAACGACCGAGGAAAUAAUCUGCUUUGAAAUUUCUUACAAACUUCUUAUUUUAUCUGUCGUUCAACACAAUAUGUUAGUAAUCGUUUUCCUGAUAUCUCGGUUACGUAAAAUUGGUAGAAAAAUUGAAAUACAGUUAAAAUUGAUUAAGAAAGAUAUCUCUUAAACGAUAAUGAUGACUAUGCCAGUAACUAACACUGACGAACGUUUGUACUGAAUUGAAAACAUGUCUGACUCGUCGUUUCGUCUAAAUAAUACUGCAAAUCAUUCGUAUUAUUAUUACAAACUUUUCCUGUUGUGACAGAAAAAUGUUUCUCUCGAUUCUUAUACUCGAAUACUGAUCUAUGCAGUAAGAGUAAAAAUUUAAGUCAGCGUUGCGAUCCCAACAUGUUACUUAUGAGUGAAGUAUUUGUUAUUCGAGGCGCAAAAUGUAUUAUACUACAGCAACACGAAACAAGAGGAAAAAGGAUUAUUUCGAUAACGGUUGUAAUAGACAAACAUAAUUACAUAAACGAAUUACUAACAAUGAAUUAUUCAACGAUUACUGUUUAGAAUUCGCGUUCGAAAUAAUCUGCACACUUCCUCAGCAUAGAAUCUCUGUUUCUCUUUUUUGUUUUCCUUUCGUUUCUCUUCUCUUUCGCUCUUAUCUCUUUCUCUCAAAUAUGAACACUCAGAAAUUCGUAAUCUCGCUACAUUGCCUUUUUCCUUACUUCUCUCUUUCUCUCCCUCUCUUUCUUGCUUUCUCUCGUGCCACAUCUUCUCUUUAAAGAGUAUACCUACAAUGUGUGUAUACUUGCCUUGUUUUCUAUGAUCGUCUUAGGAAUGUUUUAUUUAGGCAUAAAUAACUCUUCACUGUGUAUGCGUUCCACGCUUAAAAGAGACUCGCUUCGUACGACCGACUAAUAUCGAAAAAUUCGAAUAUACUGUAAGAUAGGUAUCGCGAACUCGCGGUGAUGUCUCAUCGACGUUGUGUACAUUUUGAUUGCGUCUCAAAAUGAACGGAGAGACCAAGGGAGGAGAGAGUUUGCAAUAUUCUGAAAGGUAAUAAUUUCAAUAUGAUUCGAACACGUAUAACACGCCUUUGCAUUUAAGAACUGUUUCCAUUAUCAUUUCAGUUUCAUUUUAUUUCUAUCCGGUGGCCAGGAGUUGUGGCUGACGAGUAGUUAA